This is a messenger RNA of Acanthosepion pharaonis, 1104 nucleotides long. The record is from the annotation of a GenBank genome assembly. NCBI's taxonomy places the organism in Eukaryota, Metazoa, Mollusca, Cephalopoda, Sepiida, Sepiidae.
AUGUCAGCCACUAGUACCGUUCCUUCAGAUAUAGCAUCCACAUCAGCAUCCACUCCUGCAAUGUCAGCCACUAGUACCGUUCCUUCAGAUAUAGCAUCCACAUCAGCAUCCACUCCUGCAAUGUCAGCCACUAGUACCGUUCCUUCAGAUAUAGCAUCCACAUCAGCAUCCACUCCUGCAAUGUCAGCCACUAGUACUGUUCCUUCAGAUAUAGCAUCCACAUCAGCAUCCACUCCUGAAUAUAUAGCAUCCACAUCAGCCAUCCACUGUUCCUGCAAUGUCAGCCACUCCACUCCUCCAAUGUCAGCCACUACUACUGUUCCUUCAGAUAUAGCAUCCACAUCAGCAUCCACUCCUGCAAUGUCAGCCACUAGUACUGUUCCUUCAGAUAUAGCAUCCACAUCAGCAUCCACUCCUGCAAUGUCAGCCACUAGUACUGUUCCUUCAGAUAUAGCAUCCACAUCAGCAUCCACUCCUGCAAUGUCAGCCACUAGUACCGUUCCUUCAGAUAUAGCAUCCACAUCAGCAUCCACUCCUGCAAUGUCAGCCACUAGUACCGUUCCUUCAGAUAUAGCAUCCACAUCAGCAUCCACUCCUGCAAUGUCAGCCACUAGUACUGUUCCUUCAGAUAUAGCAUCCACAUCAGCAUCCACUCCUGAAUGUCAGCCACUAGUACCUGUUCCUUCAGAUAUAGCAUCCACAUCAGCAUCCACUCCUGCAAUGUCAGCCACUAGUACCGUUCCUUCAGAUAUAGCAUCCACAUCAGAAUCCACUCCUCAGAAUCAUCCACUCCUCAAUGUCAGCCAUAUAGCUGUUCCUUCAGAUAUAGCAUCCACAUCAGCAUCCACUCCUGCAAUGUCAGCCACUAGUACUGUUCCUUCAGAUAUAGCAUCCACAUCAGCAUCCACUCCUGCAAUGUCAGCCACUAGUACUGUUCCUUCAGAUAUAGCAUCCACAUCAGCAUCCACUCCUGCAAUGUCAGCCACUAGUACUGUUCCUUCAGAUAUAGCAUCCACAUCAGCAUCCACUCCUGCAAUGUCCACUAGUACAGUUCCUUCAGAUAUAGCAUCCACAAGCAUCCACUCCUGCAAUGUCAGCCACUAG